Messenger RNA from Pantherophis guttatus, 1325 nucleotides. It is a transcript of the gene ELF3, whose product is annotated as E74 like ETS transcription factor 3. Lineage: Eukaryota; Metazoa; Chordata; Lepidosauria; Squamata; Colubridae. Gene Ontology annotation, molecular function: sequence-specific DNA binding; DNA-binding transcription factor activity, RNA polymerase II-specific. The record is from RefSeq and is a predicted model, not a curated record. Gene Ontology annotation, biological process: cell differentiation; regulation of transcription by RNA polymerase II. Gene Ontology annotation, cellular component: nucleus.
AUUUUAGUUCCUUGAAGUUUAUAAAGAAGUUUUUCUCGAAAAGGGUCAGACGCCAUCUGCCAGCUACAACCGUUGGCAGACAAAAUGGAAGCAGCGAGAAGUCCCAGGGGAGAAGAAGACAGAUUCCCGGAAAAUUCCAUGGCGGGAUCUUGUGAAAUCAGCAACCUCAUCUCUAAUUAUAUCAGUGCCAUGUACCAGCCAGAGGAGGUCCCACCAGACCCUGAUCUGCUAACCCACCUCGUCGAAGAUGACAACCUAUCUCUUGUUCUGAGUAACGCAAACAUGGCAACCGAGACAACAGGCAAACCAACAUGGUUUGGUGAAAUGCCACAUAGCUGGAGCAGGUCUCAGGUGCUGGAGUGGAUCAGCUAUCAUGUGGAGAAGAACAAGUAUGAUGCCAGUGCCAUAGAUUUCUCUUGCUGCAACAUGGAUGGCUACACCCUUUGCCAAUACACACGGGAUCAGCUGGGACUUAUCUUUGGGCCCCUUGGGGAUGAGUUAUACGACCGCCUUCAUGAGACUGAUGAACUUGGCUGGAUCAUGUCAGUGCUGAGGACUGAUGAUGUAUCCCAGGAGGCCCUUCUGGAAUCCAGUUCUUUAGAAUUGGGGAACUCAUGCAGUCAGGACUAUCUGGAGGAAAUGAAACUAGCGACCAUUUUUUCACAGCCAGAUCUUGGCUACAUCUCUGGAGCCAUGUCCCCAGACAGUUCUGCAUCUCUAGCAGGGACAAUGUCUCAGAGCCCUCAAUCUCAGGACUCCGGUGGAAGUGAUCUUGAUCUUGAUCCCAUAGACAUAAAGCACUGCAAUUUUUCUGAUGAAUAUAAGAAAGAAGAUCUCAAGAAAAGGAAAAGGGGACGACCAAGGAAGAUCAGCAAAGACAGCAGAGACUGCCUGGAGACUAAAAAAAACAAACACUCACCAAGAGGGAUCCACCUGUGGGAAUUUAUUCGGGACAUCCUAAUUCAUCCUGAGCUAAAUGAGGGUUUGCUGAAGUGGGAAGACCGUCGAGAAGGCAUUUUCAAAUUCCUGAGAUCAGAGGCUGUAGCUCAGCUCUGGGGACAAAAGAAAAAAAAUAGUAGCAUGACCUAUGAGAAACUCAGCCGGGCCAUGAGGUAUUACUACAAACGGGAAAUUCUGGAACGUGUGGAUGGCCGGAGACUUGUGUACAAGUUUGGGAAAAACUCCAGUGGUUGGAAGGAGGAAGAGGUGCAAGACCAGAGCUAAACACCUACAAGAGCCUCAUGUGGACUUGAAGUGGCCCACUCUUUCUUGGAGGCCCACCUCUGAGGAUAAUGGGUUGUCACGGGCCCAGAACUAUUAAACUG